Molecule: messenger RNA, 8443 nt
Organism: Podarcis lilfordi (Lilford's wall lizard)
Lineage: Eukaryota; Metazoa; Chordata; Lepidosauria; Squamata; Lacertidae
Source: the annotation of a GenBank genome assembly
AUGCGCACUACAACUCCCAGAAUGCACAGAGGGCCCCUUACCGUGGACGGCCUAGCUCUUCGCGUUCGUGGUGUAUCCCGGGAUAUGUAGUCUCAUUUCUCCUUGAAGUGCAUUUGAGGAGAGCUGAGGAGCUUGAGAGGUUUGGAGAAUAUUUGCUGGCCCGUCCAAGAGAGAGAGAGAGAGAGGUACUGGAGCAGCAGGGGGAGGAAACCCUCUGUUAUUUAUUAUUAUUAUUAUUAUUAUUAUUAUUACUACUACUACUACUACUACUGGGGGGGACAUUGAAUUGUGGAGAUUUAACCUUCUCUCAGCAGCAGAGGAAGAUAAGAGACUUGGCUACUUUUACUCUUCCCUUCCUCCCCUUUUUCAAAAAUUCUAAAUGCUGGAGAAGGGCAAUUGGAAAACACGAAAAAUUAAUUUCAAAUUCCUGACACCUGCAAAGUUGUUGAAUUUUUUCUUAGGAAGACCCCAAAAUUGAUAGUUGUUUAUUUCCUUGACAUCUGAUGGGAGGGCGCCACCACCGAGAAGGCCCUCUGCCUGGUUCCCUGUAACCUCACUUCUUGCAGGGAGGGAACCGCCAGAAGGCCCUCUGAGCUGUACCUCAGUGUCUGGCCUGAAUGAUGGGGGUGGAGAUGCUCCUUUCGGUGUACUGGGCUGAGGCCAUUUAGGACUUCAAAGGUCAGCACCAACACUUUGAAUUGUGCUCGGAAAUGUAUUGGGAGCCAAUGUAGGUCUUUCAGGACCAGUGUUAUGUGGUCUCAGUGGCCGCUCCCAGUCACUAGUCUAGCUGCCGCAUUCUGGAUUAGUUGUAGUUUCCGGGUCACCUUCAAAGGUAGCCCCACCUAGAGCGCACUGCAGUAGUCCAAGCAGGAGAUAACUAGAGCAUGCACCACUCUGGCGAGACAGUCCGCAGGCAGGUAACGUCUCAGCCUGCGUACCAGAUGGAGCUGGUAAACAGCUGCCCUGGACACAGAACUGACCUGCGCCUUCAUGGACAGUUGUGAGUCCAAAAUGACUCCCAGGCUGUGCACCUGGUUCUUCAGGGGCACGGAUACCCCAUUCAGGACCAGGGAGUCCUCCACACCUGCCCUCCCCCUGUCCCCCAAAAACAGUACUUCUGUCUUGUCAGGAUUCAACCUCAGUCUGUUAGCCGCCAUCCGUCCUCCAACCGCCUCCAGACACUCAAACAAGACAAUCACUGUCUUCACUGGCUCUGAUUUAAAAGAGAGGUAGAGGUAGGGAAGGUGACUGGCCCAAGGUCAUCCAGCAACCUUCAUGACCAAGUAGGGAUUCGAACCCAUGUCUUGAUAGUUUUUGUUCAGCACUUCAACCACUAUAACUCAACCACUUUCAAGCCCUUAGCAGCAGAAUCCCCAUUUAUCCAUGUGUGCACUGAGAGGGUAACGAAAGUCUUCUUUAUUUUGGGGUUUGGGGGUGUUGCAAGACCAGAGGAAAGGACAUAUUACCACCACCUGCUGACAAUAGUGCUAUUGUUUCACAAAUGUAAAAAAGGAUCAUGCCAGAGAGGAGCUUUCUUGUGUAAGAAGCUAGUUUCUAAACAGGAAGUUAUUUUGUUGGCAGAAAUAAGUCCGUCCACAUGCAAUCUGGAGUGUUGUGUAGCCCAGAAACCAGCUUAACAUCUCAUUUAGAACUAGGAAGCUCGUUGCAUAGUGUAAAAAGUUGGGUCAUCCUCAUUGUGAUCUUGAAUAUUGGAGUCCAAAUUUUGAAUUUUAACUAUCCAAAUAUGCUCAGUUGGUAGAGCAUGAGACUCUUAAUCUCAGGGUCAUGGGUUCCAUUGGACUAGAUGACUAGAUCAUGGUCCCUUCUAAGUCUACGAAAUGAACUACUGUAAUUUAUCGAACUGGAAGUUUGCUCGUGUGACUUAAAUUUUAAAACCUGUCAUUGCUUGUAAUAUUUAUGCAAAUCUAGCAUACAGAACUGAGCCCUGAAUAGUGUCUCUCUCUGCCCGUUGUAGUUCAUAACCUAUGACCAGUCACAACAAAACCCAGAAUUGAUUUGUUUUGCAUUUCCAUUAGGCAUAUAAAUCCUGCUUUGGGGCUUACUGCAAGCAUCUGGUUGAUCACUCUGAGAAUAAUAAGUUGAACUAAAUGGUCCUUUGUCCUGAUCCAGAAGGCUCUUGUUCAUAGCUGUCAACCUUCCCUUUUUUUGUGGGAAAUUCCCUUAUUCCAGCGCCGUUUCCCACUGCUAUCCCGGAUUGUUAGAUAUCCCAUAGACCGUCAUGUAGACUUGGGUGUAGUUAAUGAUCAUGCAGGCAUCUGUAUUGCAAGCCCUUUUUUUCUGCGUUUGGUGUUCUUAAGCUAUGGUAUUAUGAGUUUACAAGUGGAACCAGCAACAAAACAUUGCAAUAUAAAAUGCUUCUGAUCAGGGUUCCCACCCACCCAACCAGCCAUGUUGUUUUCCAAGGUACUCCAUUCUGACCCCAGCUACAAUCCUGUCAUCACUUGCCAAUUAAUUUUGGCCUUAAAGGGGAUUAUUUUGACUAAGGGCAGCUGCACGUGCCCAUUUUGACUAACAGCUUGCCAUUUUGCUUGGGCAGGAAAGUUUGCCAUGUGCAAAACACUGUCACCCUAGUUCAGAGAAUGGGAUCCACCCUCGGGAGCGAGGCUUCCACAUGCAUGUCACUUGCUGGAGCAGGAACCACCGUCAUAAAUCGGACACAGCUUCAGCUGCAGAGCUGUUCUAUCUGUACUGCAUUGCUUUCAGUAGGGCAGAACUGAACUUUUACUCCAUCUACGUGACUGUGCAAGCAGUAAAUGUCGUUCCUUUUUAUGUCACUAGGAUGGAUUAUAUAACCCCACCCCCACCCUAAAAUACUGACUUUAAUUCAACUAUUUAAUUCAUAUAUUUUCUGAACAAGAUAACACAUGUUACUGUUUGCUGUAACGAAGAUAAUGUUUGUUUGCUACGAAGCAGAGCAUUUACACAAUCUAGGACAGGAGCACAAACCUAAACCUUCAUUUGAAGUCAACUGGCUUUAAAAUGUCUUAACUCUAGGUGGAUUGUGCCCUAAAUGUCCAUGCCAUUUGUUUGACAGCCAUAUGACCUAAAUUCAGAUUCUCCCUCCCACCUCCCGUUUGUUCUUCUACGUAGAAAAGCAAAAGGGUGUUUGUCAGAGGAGCACGGAUUUAUUUUCAGUGUCAUUUAAAACAUGUUGGCUUGUAUUAAAAGCCGACUUCAUUUUAAACCAAAUAAUGUGGGGGUUUGUUUUUGUUUUGUUUUUUUAAAAAGAAGAUUUUGCUUAUUUUAAAAGAACAAAAGAUGGGAAAUUGUAAAAAUCGUUUAUGGUUUUUUGUUCAUCCUGCCUGCAGCUCGAACUGAAUUGGGUCAGAUGUCUUUGACUGGUCAUUUAUGGGAGCAAAAGACUAGUUCAGUUAAAAACUGAAUCUAUAUAUGCUCUUUAACACGUGGGAGGUGGGUCUGCAGAUUAAACAUAGUUCUCACUGAAAUGAUAACGGUGUGCCUGAGCUUUACCAAUUUAGCAUACUCAUAUGUAUGAGGCUUAUAUCUAUGAAUAAUGUGCCUUAGGAUGAUGGACUGGCUCCUGCUAAAAUAUUCCCUUAGCAUAGAACAGGCACGUCCAACAGGUAGAUUGUGAUCUACCUGUAGAUCACUGGACAUCUGUGGUAGAUCACUGGCUCUCCCCAAAGAAGCUCAACAAGUUUGGCUCCCCUAAAAAAAGCUCUGCACCCCCAAAAAAGGGGCUUUCCUCCUCCCUACAAAAAGCUCAACAACUUUGACCUGAACCCCCCAAAAGGGGGUAUAUCACUACCAGUCUUUAACUCCAUGAGUAGAUCACAGUCUCUUGGGAGUUGGCCACCCUGGCAUAGAAGACUAGACAUCGAGGGAAAGAUUCUAGCCUCAUCUUUUCCCUGAUGCACCACUUUUCUAUGUGUAGAGAUCUAUUGCUUUUUUUAAAAAAAUAGUUUCUAGAUGACCCUUGGGGUCCCUUCCAACUCUACAGCUUUGUGAUCAUGGAAGCCUCUAGUGGAAUUCUGAAGUUGUCUUCUUCUUUGGUGAUCACUUGUAGCCAAGUAAGAUUGUCUUCCAUAAACAUGGUUUUAACAGUGAGUCCGUAAGUGACUCUGGAGGCCAAUUCUGGAUCCACACAUCAUUCCACAGUGGGAGCAUAGGUUUGCAGGUGGGAGUUGAUCACGGUGAGGGUUUGCCAAGCGUGCCUUCCUCUUAGCAUGUUGUGUAACCCUGGCAUUACCAUUUUAAUUAAAAGGUAAGAAUGAUCUCGAAUCUGAAGAAAGAGAAAUAUAUUGUCAGAGCUAAUACGAAAGCUUUCAAGGAGCGCGCACACACUUGUAUAAGGAAAUGAAGAAUUGUUAAAAAUAAACGCCUAGGAGAAUAUGCAGCCCACAGAACAAUCAGCCCUGCAGAGAUAUUCUUGUAGAAUCGGCAACAGACUGCGGAAAAUCAAAUGGUAGCCCCUGAAAGGCAGUUUCUUUUAUUAAAUGUAAACAGAUCACUAGGGAAACAUGCUCAAAUGAUGGCCAACCUAAAUUUUAUGACUGUCUAAUCUUUCAGACUAGGAAAUACUGAUAGCAGAAUGGGGCAUUGAGUCCUGCCCAGGAUAGUUCUAAGAGCAAAAAUACACGCUCUGGAAGGCCAAACAGUAAAAAUAAAUAGUUUCCUCAGUUUAACAGAUAAGGGAGGUAUAAGCCCCUACAGUCCAAAGACAAUUGGAAAGCUUUUCCCAUUUCCUUCCUCCUUGCAGAGAAAUAUUGGAGGUCAAUUUGGGAGAGUCAAAAUGGCUUCAGGAUUGUUCUCCUGUACAGUGGUACUUCUGGAUACGAACGGGAUCCGUUCCGGAGCCCCGUUCGCAUCCUGAAGCGAACACAACCUGUGCGGGUCGCGAUUCGCCGCUUCUGCGCAUGCGCGUGACGUCAUUUUGACCGUCUGCGCAUACACGAGCGGAGAACCCUGGAAGUAAUGCAUUCUGUUACUUCUGGGUCACCGUGGAGCGCAACCCGAAAACACUCAACCUGAAGCAACUUCAACCCAAGGUAUGACUGUACUAUUUCAAACACAUGAUUUAUAUCAGGCUUCUUCAACCUCGGCCCUCCAGAUGUUUUUGGCCUACAACUCCCAUGAUCCCUAGCUAGCAGGACCAGUGGUCAGCGAUAAUGGGAAUUGUAGUCUCAAAACAUCUGGAGGGCCGAGGUUGAGGAAGCCUGGUUUAUAUACUGUACUUAUGUAUGUGUUUGCCGUGUACAUUUAUGAACAUUUAUUUUAUAUUUGAGACCUUGGAAUUCAUGUAACAGAGGUUGUAGGCAGAAUCCAAUGAAGUCUGCCUGCCUGUGCAUCAAAAAUCCAUUUGCGCUAUGGGGAUCCUGGUCUUUUGGCUUUUCCCCCUUCCUCCUCCACCACUCUGCCCCGCACCCACCCCAUAAUCUGCUCUGGAGGUUUCAUGAAACAUCAACCUAUAUAGAGCACAGUCAUACUUCCAUGCAAUUAUUGCAACUAGAGCAAGAACUGCCUGCCCCCAGAAGUCAAAUGUGCACUUGCUCUCAAACCCAGAAGUAAUCAGGAUAUGUGAAGAAUUGCAUUCCCCUCCCUGUUAAUAAUGCUCCAGAGACAGCAAGUGUGGGAUGCUAGCAAAGCAUUUCUAAGAGGUAUUCUGUGUCAGCAUCGCCCUUGAGCCAGUGCCACCAACUGGACUCAUCCACUUCAGCCCUGACUGGGCUAGGCGAGCUGGGUAGCACUUCCAGAGACCACCUUCUGCACAGGAACAGGUCAAAGUGCUGUGGACUCACAGCUUAGAGUUGUGAGCACUGGAUUCACUUCCACAAGAAGACAGUCGUCGCACAGCAGAGUACAGCAGACUCUAGCAGAGUAUAUAAACAACUCGGAGAGCAGCUCUGUAGAAUAUCUUUAUUCUAUCUACAACUAUUAUACAACUAUAUACAGAGCUAAAUAGGUCUAAGCAUAAAUGAAUGCUGCACUGCACUGAGUGUCUGCAGCUGCUCUUAGCAGCAACCUUAUCUCUAAACACGAUCUCUAACACUCAGUCUCUCUCUCUCUCUCCGACACUGACUGACUGACUGACUCGGUGCUGGAGCAGAAUAAGUAGAGAGCAGAACACGCCUCCUCCUCUCUGGAGAAUCAGCAGACUCCUCAGGAGAUUCUUGGAUAUGGGAGGGGUGAAAUCUCCUCAUUCUGAACCCACUCAGUGCUUAUCGUGAAAAGAAAAGAACAGGCAAAACAGAAAAACGAAUUUGUACUGGAGAUUAAUAACGAAGAAAAAGAGCAUAAGAAGGCAGCCACUUAAAACAGUUCUUAAUAAAUUAAGGACAGUGGUACCUCGGGUUAAGUACUUAAUUCGUUCCAGAGGUCUGUUCUUAACCUGAAAUUGUUCUUAACCUGAAGCACCACUUUAGCUAAUGGGGCCUCCUGCUGCUGCCGUGCCGCCGGAGCACAAUUUCUGUUCUCAUCCUGAAGCAAAGUUCUUAACCCGAGGUAAUAUUUCUGGGUUAGCGGAGUCUGUAACCUGAAGCGUAUGUAACCCGAGGUACCACUGUAUUUGGGAACAAAUGAACUUGGAACUUUUAGAAACACAGACUCUUAAUUUCAGUAAGCAAAACAAAAUUAAUGUGGGAAUAAAUUGCUUGAGUUACCUGCAUAUCAGGUUAAAGAAAGAACAACAUAUGAACCCAGUUCCUCCAAUAAAAAGGGGAAUUGAUAUAGCUAGGUCUUUGGAAGAGAUUAUUUAUUUAGGGCACUUACAAAACAUGCCAGAGCAUACAGGUGUUUGCAGUGGUUUGGUGUUCAGCUUUGGAUUGGUGGGAACAAAGCAUUCUAUUCUGACUCUCUUUUUAACAUGCUUAUGUGGUUUCUUUUUUUGUGUAUUUAAUUUGUUUUCAAAUCACUUCAGGGCAUUUUUUUUCUUAUUUUUUUGUCGUGGAAAGCAAUAUAUACAUUUAAUAAACCUAACCGAAAUGUCAUUGUACCUAUUUGAAACAAACAAAAAAUACAAAUCAAGUUACCAAACAAAUUGACUUUAAAUCAGCUCAAUGCCUGGGUAACGAAAAUAUCUUCAUAUGCAGGGCUGGGUUAAGACCUUUAGAGGCCCUAAGCGCUUAAAAGAUUUGGGUUCCUCUUCAUAUAUAUCUAAUUCAAAAUAUAAACCCUAAAAUAAAAUUUUGUUUUUCGAAAUGAAACAACCUACAGUAAAAUGGAAAAUGAUGUUUAUUUUUCCAUAUAAAUAAUGUUUAUUUUUGUUCAGCUGCGCCAUAUGGUCCAUGGUAAAUCCAGCAAUGGAAUUUUUUUGUGGUGCCCCUCUUCCCUUGAUACCCUAAGCAUGUGAUUAUUUUGCUUAAUGCUUAAUCCAGCCCUGUUCAGAAGACACCUCCAGAACCUACCAGGGCCAAGGCCAGCUAGAUUCCAUAAUCACUGUUCUCUUGUUGAGAAAGCCUUCUCACAUAUUGCUGCAUAUCACACAGUUGGUAAGUGCAGGAUUUUUAAGAGUGCACCCCCACAUAGAAUCAUAUAAUUGUGGAGUUGGAAGGGACCCUGAGGAUCAUCUAGUCCAACCCCCUAGAAUUCAGCAAUCUGUAGCUGUCUCAUACAGGGAUCAAACUUGCAACCUUGGAAUUAUCAGCACCAUGCUCUAACCAACCGAGCUAUCCAGACUCUGAUCUUGUGCUGCAAGUAGUUAAGGAUUUCAUUAUUUAAUGGGCACAGAACUUAGGGAGGGAAGUGUGGGGGAAAGAGCACAGGUUUUCUCCAAACAUGAAUCAAAAAUAAAAUUGCUAUAAGAUUAUGGCUAGAUGGCAUGUCCUUGGAAACAAGUACAGUCGUACCUUGGAAGCUGAACGCCUUAGGACUCUAACCUUUUGGCUCCCAAACGCUGCAAAGCCGGAAGUGAGUGUUCCGGUUUGCAAACAUUAUUUGGAAGCCAAAUGUCCAACGUGGCUUACGCAUGCAGGAAGAUCCUGCAGCCAAUCAGAAGCUGCGUCUUGGUUGUCAAAUGUUUUCAGAAGUCGAACGGACUUCCGGAACGGAUUCCGUUCGACAACCAAGGUAUGACUGUACUCCUUAUAUUUGUGGGGCUUAUUUCUGAGAAAAUAUCAUUAGGAUCAUGCUACCCAAAUGCAAAUGUUCAGUCUUUGCUUGAUUGCACAAUUAUUACUGUUGGGGUAUGAGGGUGCAUGCGUGUUUAAAUUGUGUUCAGUAGAACGUAUUUCAAAUUUUCCUGUUCUUUACAUAGGUAGCAGCCAGACACGCUAUGGGCAUUAAAAGCAUUUGGAAGAACUACAAAGUUUUGAUUGUUAUGGGACCUAGCCUUGUGUUGAUACACUGGGGCUGGUAUAACAUCAAAUCCAAUCCUAUGUUCCAGCCAAAGAUUGAGGACACUGUCCCUGACCCUGGCCUUGUGACAUACGUAUUGCAACAGGACAGCAAAAGUAAAGGAAAAUAG